Messenger RNA from Bactrocera oleae (olive fruit fly), 4014 nucleotides. RefSeq names its product endoplasmic reticulum metallopeptidase 1. The record is from RefSeq and is a predicted model, not a curated record. Gene Ontology annotation, molecular function: metalloexopeptidase activity. NCBI's taxonomy places the organism in Eukaryota, Metazoa, Arthropoda, Insecta, Diptera, Tephritidae. Gene Ontology annotation, biological process: proteolysis.
CGUGGUGCCAGAAAGUUGUCACACUUCCGAGCACAAAACACGGAAAGCUAAUUUAAUAUAACGAGUAGAGGAAGAAGAAGACGAGUAAGAAGAAGAAGAACUCGCGAUAAUAUCCUGCUGACAGCCACGAAGAUCCUUUCGCGACUUGUUAGCUUUGUGUAAAGAGUAGCAUUCAUACCGUUUAAGAGAAAAAGAAAAACACAAUAAGAGCGUACAGCAUACCAGCAGUGAACAAGUGAUCUUCACCACAUAUCACAAAUGCGCGCAGAGUACUUGUCGCUCUGUUGAAUUUGUUGCUGAGCGCGCUGUCGCUCUCACUGUUGAUCACUUCUGGCGUUGCUUCUGAUCUUAGCAUCGCUAACUCAGCAUUUAGCAUCUACUGGUUGCUUAGCAGCUUGACGGCUGCAUCCAGCUUCUGCAGAUACGAAGAAAACGCCGGGCAACGCGGUGCUCAAAUACCGAAAACACGGUGCGUUAUCUAAAAGAUUAAAGAUCAUUUUAAUGUAAAACAAAAAAAUGUUCGUUAAAAUAUUUGGAAAAUUUAUAGUUAUGAGCAAACAUUUACUUGCAAGACUUUUAUUUUAAAAAAAAGUGUGUUGAAUAUGUGGCAAGUACGAGUUUAGGCAAAUUAUUGAAAAUUAAAAAUAUUUGUUUUCUGACUACUGUUUGUCGUUGUGUGUAAGAAUUAUACAUAUAGCAGGACAGCCACAGCUCCUGUCCCUGAUUAGUGUGUGAAAAAAUAGCAACCAAAAGCUGCCGAAAAAGUUUUUCUACGAAGUGCCGAAAAAAGUGUUUAUUUUUAUUAGUGCGCGUCUCUGAAUAUCUGUGCCUUUGUUUCAUUUGUUUGAGUAUAAAAUAAAUAUUUAAAUUAUUUGUUGGAAUUACUGUGAAUGUUGUUGUUUUUUUGGCGUUUAAUGGCUAAAAAAGCCUAAAUUUUCACGGUAUUACGCUAUUUUUUAGUUAUCUGAAGUUUCCGCCUAAAUCAACAACUCAGAUAUAAGCAGAACAGACAAAAUUAUUUACCAUGCACGAAUUAAAUAUGAAAUCUAAAUAUGAGAAUAUGAAAAUCAUAUACAAUCGCAGCAAAUUCGGUUGGUAUUGGGCACCGUUAUUCAUUGCUUUUUGGUUUCUGCUCUUCUACCUCACCGUUAUACCAAGCUAUCAUAGCUACCCGGAUCAGCUUAAAAUCGAAGAUGAAGCCACACAUCCGGGUCGUUUUAUUGGCGAGAGCGCGGAGAGUAUGCUGCUGCGUCUCACGAAAAUCGGUCCGAAAGUUGUGGGUAGUCCUCCAAACGAACAAUCCGCAGUGCAAUUUCUACUCACAGAAAUACGUAAAAUAGUGGGAGAUUCGCGCACAGAUCUCUAUGAUAUAGAACAUGAAGUACAGGUUACCUCUGGUAAUUAUGUCAUUUGGAAGAUGGUAAAUGUUUAUCAGAGCAUACAGAAUGUUGUGGUGAAAUUGACGCCACGUGGCACGAAUAGUACAUCCAGUUUACUGAUCAACAGUCAUUAUGACACGGUGCCGGGUAGUUCCGGUGCCGGUGAUUCGGGUGCGAUGAUAGUCAUUAUGUUGGAGACUUUGCGUGUAAUUUCGAAAUAUGAGACACCGUUACAGCAUUCGAUUGUAUUUCUAUUCAAUGGCGCUGAGGAAAAUCCGUUGCAAGGUUCACAUGGGUUCAUUACGCAACACAAAUGGGCGCGUAAUGUGAAAGCUGUCAUAAACUUGGAUUCAGCAGGCUCUGGUGGUCGUGAAAUUUUAUUCCAGUCUGGUCCUGAUCAUCCGUGGUUAAUGAAAUAUUACGGUAGUCACAUAGAACAUCCGUAUGCUUCCACAAUCGGCGAAGAAUUGUUUCAAUUUGGAUUUGUACCCUCGGAGACUGACUUUAGAAUAUUUAGAGAUUUUGGUAAUAUACCAGGUUUAGAUAUGGCUCACACUCUCAAUGGUUAUGUCUAUCAUACGAAAUAUGAUCGCUUCAGCUUGAUACCGCAAAAAACUUAUCAGCUCACGGGCGACAAUGUUUUGGCUUUGACUAAAGCAUUAUGUAAUGCAUACGAAAUGGAAGAUCCAUCUAAACAUGCAGAGGGACACACAAUCUUCUUCGAUGUGCUUGGCUGGUUUAUUGUAUAUUAUUCGGAAACCACCGGCACUGUUGUAAAUAUUAUUGUUUGUAUCAUUGCCAUUAUCACUAUAUUGGCCUAUAUCUGGAAUAUGGCACACCAGACGGGCAUGUUUCGUCGGCGCGUCUUUAUCAAAUUCGGCAUUUUAUUGGGUAUACAAGUCGCUGCUGUGCUCUUGGCGAUUUUAGUAGCGAUCACUGUUGCGAUAUUAAUGGACUCUGUUGGAUUAUCGAUGUCGUGGUUCGCACAACCGUGGAUGAUUUUCGGUUUAUACUUUUGUCCGAUGUUCUUUAUGAUGGGCUUGCUACCGGCGAUUUAUUUGAGUCGAACGAAAGAGCACGGUCUACCCUUGGGCUAUGCUAUUCAGCUCAUCAUGCAUGCCCACUGUCUGAUAUUAACGGUGGUUUGCAUCCUUUUGAUCUCUUUCGGCAUACGCUCGGCAUUUGCUUUAAUGCUUUGUAUCGCCUUCUAUGUGUUAUCGGUUAUCCUGAAUAUGAUCACUUGCUUUCACAAAACAACUUUCCUCUGGCUCAUACCGCACAUCAUCUGCCAACUGCUGCCCUUCCUCUUUUACAGUUACUGCUGUUAUGCUUUCUAUGUCAUUUUUAUACCGAUGCAGGGUCGUGAUGGCGCCAAUAAAAAUCCAGAUAUUCUUAUCGCUGGCUUUACGGUGUUAAUUUGUUUGCUUAUGGCGCCAUUCUUGGUACCACUUUUAUGUCUUUUCCGCAAAUCAAAAACAAUUAUUUCCAUCUUCGGUGGCAUUUGUUUGGCUUUCAUAAUUCUAGCCGCCACCCCCGUAGGCUUUCCGUAUAAGGAGCGGGAAGCGCCACAGCGCUUCUAUGUCGCUCACACAAUACGCACUUUCCACAAUGCCGAUCCUGCUAUGUCCGUACGCUACAGCGAUUCCGGCUACUAUGUCGUGCCCGUUGAUCGUCAUCCACAUUCUGUGGAUUAUAUGUUCGAGAAUAUGAAUACAACAGUAACCGAUAAACCGGUGAAUUGCGAAACUGAAUUAAUGUGCGGCUAUCCAAUCUACAGUUCGCGUUGGCUGGGCUGGCGCGACCAAAGCUUUUGGAUUGAUGGUCCUGCUCCGAAAACAGGUGGUUGGCCGAGAUUACGAAUUUUGCGCAAAGACCGCAUCUCAAGUACGAAUCUGAUCAUUAGCUUAGAAGUUGCGGGCCCUGAUCAUAUGAGUAUCUUUAUAAAUCCUAUGAAUGAUACUAAAUUGAUUGAUUGGUCAUUGGAUCGUACUCCAAUUAAGGAGAAUUUCGCAGCACCUUACUUUAUAUAUUUGUCAUAUGCUUUGGAUCCGGCGCCGUUCCGUUUUCAUAUGGAAUUUGAGCAUAAUAGUCCAGAUUGGUCAGGCGCAACAUUUGACAUCGCCGUUAUAGGCCAUAAAACUCACCACGACAUUUCAAAUACAGAUGAGUUUCGUGAGCUCGUCGCUAAGUUUCCAGCCUGGUCCACCGUAAGUGCUUGGACGAGCUCCUACGACAGUUGGCGAAUCUAAGCAAUAGGAACCAAACACUUCGCUUUACUUUGAUUAUGAUCAAACCCUGAAAUACUAUUAUUUACAGAUGCCAUAGCUUUAAUUAUAAACUAAUGACUUUUUGAAUAAAUUUGUAUAUUAUUUAAGGGAACGCAAACCAACGAAAAAAGUGCAUGAGUUUACCUUCUGAGACAUGAGUCUUUUCGAAGAAGUUUAUAGCACCACGAUAUUUAUUGAAAUAAGCAAAACUAUUUUAAAGACUUUUUUUUAUUUAAUUUUGUAAAAAAAAUAUUUAUAGUCAGAUAUAUAAUUGUAAUUAUUAGUUCUUAUAUGAUUUUUUGUAUAUCUUUUGAAAUUAACAUUAUACAAAAAUAAAGAUAUAAAAAUAUCCUAAAGUUAUGUUAAAA